Platichthys flesus (European flounder) is the source of this 2818-nucleotide messenger RNA. RefSeq names its product zinc finger protein 771-like. The record is from RefSeq and is a predicted model, not a curated record. NCBI's taxonomy places the organism in Eukaryota, Metazoa, Chordata, Actinopteri, Pleuronectiformes, Pleuronectidae. Gene Ontology annotation, cellular component: nucleus. The transcript has 3 exons. Bases 1 to 1443 code for a protein of 480 amino acids.
AUGAUGGUCAUCCCUCCCUCUCGUUCUUUAUUAGUACUUCGUUUCCUCUUCGUCCUCCAGUUCAACGGGGGUCGCUGCUGGCUCGGAGCUCCGAGUCUCUGUUUCCUGCCGCUUGCUGUCUUUGUCCCCUCAGAGACUCAGAGUGCAGAGAGGAGGAACAUGUCCGCCGUGCAGCUGCUAAGGGUGUCGGUACAUGAGCGGCUCAGCGCUGCCGCUGAAGACGUCCUGCUGCAGGUGGAGAAAGAAGGAGGAAAGGCCCGAGUCCCGGCGCUGAGAGCGAUGCUGACCGAGCGGCUCGCGUCGGCGGGGGAAGAGAUCCUCGUGGGGAUUGAGGAAACCUUGGCUGAGUACGAAGACAGAAUGGAGCAGUCAGAAAGGUCCAAGCGGGAGAUCCGCCGCCAGAGGAGGCUGCUCGAUGCCGUGAUGCAGCCCGAAGUCCGGCUGCACAGAGCAGUGUAUCCUGCAGGCAUCCAGCAACUGAUGGUGAAUAAAGAAGAGGAUCCCUCUGAGCAGCAGCAGUGGCGCCCCCUUGAGGACCCAGAGUCCCUCCACAUUAAAGAGGAACAGGAGGAACCGUGGACCAAUCAGGAUGGACUGCAGUUUCAAGGACUGGAGGAGGCUGAUAUCCAGUUCACAUUGACUCCUGCAGCUGUGAAGAGUGAAGAAGAUGACGAAAAACUCAAAUCUUCAAAGCUUCAUCCGAGUGAGACAAAGGAGAACAGAGCGGACUGUGGAGGACCAGAAUCAGCGAGGAACCCAGGUCCUGAUGGACGGUUACAACCAGGUCCUGAGGACAAGACUGAAGACUCUACUAUGACUGAAGACAGUAAGAAUGAUUGGAUGGAGACCAGGGAAACUCAGACUGGUUUAAAUACAAUAAAUAACAAACAGCCUCUAAGUGAUGUGGGAUUUAAGACAGAAAAAAAACUGUUUAUUUGCUCUAAGUGUGGUAACAGAUUUACCAGAAGGGGCGAUCUAAAUAGACAUAUGAUGCGUCAUACAGGAGAGAAACCAUUUAGUUGCUCUGAGUGUGGUAACAAAUUUAACGAUAGGAGCCAUCUAGAUAGACAUAUGAUGCGUCAUACAGGAGAGAAACCGUUUAGUUGCGUGGAGUGUGGUAAAAGAUUUACUGAAAGGAGCAGCCUAGAAACACAUAAAUGGAUACAUACUGGAGAGAAACCGUUUAGUUGCUCUGAGUGUUUUACAAGAUUUACUGAAAGGAGCAGUCUAAAUAGACAUAUGAGGAUUCAUACAGGAGUGAAACCGUUUAGUUGCUCUGAGUGUGGUAACAGAUUUAUCGGAAGGUGCAAUCUAAAUAUACAUAUGAGGGGUCAUACAGGGGUGAAACCGUUUAGUUGCUCUGAGUGUGGUAAAAGAUUUACUCAAAAGGGCAGUCUCAAUAAACAUAUGAGGAAUCAUACAGGAGAGAAACAGUUUAGUUGAUCUGAGUGUGGCAAAAGACGUGAGGAUUUAUAAAGGAGAGAAGUGAUUCAGUUGCAACCUGUGCAUCAAAAUAUUCAACUCAUUGAAUAACAUGAAACAUGUGUGUUUAUAUAGCUUGUUUCUACUGAUUUCUACAUAAUUUAUCUAUUUUUCAUAAAGGCCUUCAUGUCAUUUUAAGGUAACCUGUUGAGCAGCAUCAGCCUGCGGGCGUCCUCCAGGUGGGCAGUUUUACCGAUAAGCGUCAAACAUUACUAUUUACAGAACGCCGUUUUACUGCUAGGUACUGAAGCAACAUAUCUUUGGAAAGCUAAUAUUUUUCUGAUUUGACUGAUGUAAAGCAUUUCAAGAUCCGAUCACCAUAGCCAGUACAAUCAACGUCUCAGUCAGACCGGAAACAAAAUCAAAAGACUGACAAAGUCGACAUCACACACCUAAGAAGCAUCAUAUUAGUCCAAAGAUCGAUAACAAUACUACAAAAAUGUUCUUGGUGCAUUGCCAAAGGUCCAGACAAUCCAAUCCAGUAACAUCAUCAAUCAAAAACAAAUAGCCAACGAGACACCUCGUUGACGGAGAGAGCUUGCCACUCUUCUGAUGUGUAAAGACUGAUCCAAUCACAACCGAGUGUUCUGAUGACUGGCGUAUCGAUUAGCCAAUGAAAUUUCCAAUAGCAGAUGUGCUGCUUCACGGGAAAGUGUAAGGGGACACCAAGCAAGUCACUGUGUGAUAGUGUCCAGCUGGUCCCAGAGCAUCGUGCAUCCGUGUUUCGUCCCCGGUCGUGACUGCUACAUGUUGCUAAAAAUAUGAAAGAUGUUUUUUUUGUAUAAUAAAUCCUUGCACAGUAUUAAUGUGUGUUAUUAACCAGUUCAGAGAUUAAAUAUGUUUGUUUUAAGACAAUGGUUUCUUGUAGUGAUGUGUCCUCCCGUGUCGAGGCUUCGAAGCGUGUGUCGAGUAAUCCAGGAUGAAUUUUGUGAAGCGAGUAUUGAGGCGUGUGUCGAUGACGUAUGUGAUGACAUUUGAAGCCUCGCGAAUCGGCCGAACCACGUGACUGAUUCAGGAAAUGGUUUGCGGGUUUGGUGUGCGAUUCAAAAUAUAAGGGGCCGCGAAACGCAAUGGAUUCCCCCUCACACUACUAGUCCUGGGACUUUAUUGUGCAUUUGCUUGCAAUAUAUUAUAGAAUAUUCGGGGGGAAAAAAUAAUUUAUUUCUUAACUUGUAUAAACUUGAAGUAUCUUUUCUUGUACCCCAGCUUCAUCUGUGCCCUGUGAAAGGAUCGUUUCUAAAGCAGGCUAAAUUAUUUCUAAAAAAGGAAACCUCCUGAAACCCAGCACUGUUGAGAACUGUUGUUUUUUAAUCAAAAUAAAUAAUCUAUUAUCCAU